AUGCGCGUGCUCUGCCACCUGCAGCAAUUCCACGUGUCUGCUGCAGCAGCAGCAGCAGAAGAGGGAACAGCAGCAGCAGCAGGGCAGCACGGAGGGAGACUACUGAAGGAGAGCUACAACUCAAGCCUGCUGCUGCUGCAGCAAGCAGCAGCAGCAAAUCCUGCUGUUGCUGCUCAGCUUGUCCUCGCCUUCUUCCAGCUGCUGUGUGAGGUCUCUGCUGCACGAGCAGGGGAGAGUGCCAGCAGCAGCAGCAGCAGCAGCAGCAACAGCAGCAGCAGCAGCAGUAGCAAGAGCAGCAGCAGCAGCAGCAGCAGCAGCGCCAAGGCCAGAACACCCGUGUCUCCUCCCUCUGCAGCAGCAGUAGCAGCAGCAGCAGCAGCAGCAGCACGAGAUGAAUCAUCAGCAGGAAUAACCAGCAGCAUGCUGAAGUCUUUGCUGCAGCAGCUUGCGCACCAGCAGCAGCAGCAGCAGCAGCAGCAACAGCAGCAGCAGCAGCAGCAGCAGCGGGGUGAUAGUUGA
This is a messenger RNA of Eimeria mitis, 519 nucleotides long. RefSeq lists its product as uncharacterized. The coding region runs from base 1 to 519 and encodes 172 amino acids. Lineage: Eukaryota; Apicomplexa; Conoidasida; Eucoccidiorida; Eimeriidae. The transcript has 2 exons. The record is from RefSeq and is a predicted model, not a curated record.